AUGGGCAGCGAGGCGGUGGACGCGCUGAACUGGCUCGCGGGCUUUCGGAACGGACCGACGUACUCCGACCCCGAUCCGAUGCAGUUCGAGCGGAUCUGGGAGUUGGCCUCGCGGCGGCACCCAGGGCCAGAUGCUUUCAGUGAGCGCGCGGCCGCCCAGCGCUUCCUGAAGGAGUGCCCCGAGCGCGUGCUGAGCGACGGAAGCCCGACACCAACUGCGAUGCCGCACUUCGACCAGUCGCUGAAGCGGAGCGCCAAGACCUAUCGACAUGUUGUCGCUGACCUGCGGCGCCGCGGCCCGUUGCAGCGGGCGCGCCGCCCCCGCUGCCAGGUGGGUCCCUUCUUCUUGGAGAAGGACAGCGGGAAGCGGCUGCGCCUCAUCCUGGCCGCGCGGCUUGCUAACGAGCUCUUCGAGGCGCAGCAGUUUUUGCAGGGCUGCAACCUCCAUUUGGGGCUCGCGGACGUCAAGGACUGCUUCCACCGCCUGCGAUUCCCGAGCUGGCUCACCGAGUACUUCUGCCUCCCCGAGGCCCCCGCCUUCGCCCUGGUCGUCGAGGGCCAGCUCUGGGAGGGCCGCCCGGUGGAGCUGCAUGGCCUGGCGAAUGGGCUCCACCUGGAGCCCGUGGGCAGGCCGCCCGUCUCUGGCCCGGCGGACCCUGUCGGCCACGUUGCCAAUAGCGUCUACGUGGGCAACCUUGGCGUCGCCCUUGCCUCGGAGCCCUUGGUCUCCGACGCCGUGCAGCAGCUCGUCCGUGGCUUCGACGAGCAGGGCUCGUUUCUUCGCGGCAGGUCCGUGAGCAUGGAGGCCGAGACCCUAGGCACCGAGGUGUCGGGGCCCCGCUGGAAGACCAGGGUCACUCAGGAGCGCUUCUGGUGGAUCAGGCAGGCGAUCAACGGUCUACGUCGCAGACGUCGUCUGACUGGCUGGGCCGUGGAGGUCCUGGUGGGCCACUGCACUUGCUCUGGACUGCCGGCGCGCGGCGCCCUCAGCGUCAUCCACGCGGCCCACGCCUUCACAAGGAAGUUCUACGCCACAACCGCGACGCCCUGGCUGGAUACCCGCGCGGAGCUGGAGGUGUUCCGAGGCUUGUUGAUCUUCCUGGAGAGCGACUGGGCGUUGCUGUGGAAAGAGUUGGCGGUGGCCACCGACAGCAGCCUGAAGGCAGGCCGCAUGCAGGAGAGGGCCCGCUUCCGCGAGGUCGUUGCUGGGCCGCUGGCGGCUGAGGACGGCGGCCUCCCCGCAGCCCGCCGCGGGGCCCGAGGGGCCGCGCUGGUGGCGGCGGGCUUCUGGCGGGACGGCGGCGGUCAGUGGCGGCUAGCCGACGCGGGCGACGACGCGCAGCUGGCCGCUGUUGGGGGGGCCGACCCAGGCUCCCCAGAGGUGCCCGCGGCGGGGCUUGCGAGCAGCCGCUGCCGCACUAAGCAGGUGCUUCGCUGGAGGUUCGAGGAGGGCAUCCUUAUCAAGAGAGCCCGAUCGCCGGCGAUGGGCAUCCGUCGCAUCGCCCAGUCAGUGUUCGGGGCUGCCUGCCGUCAACUCAUUCUGUCGGAUAACAUGUCCGUUGUGCUAUCUCUUAACGGGAGUCGAGCAAAAGAGUUCGCCCUUCUCGUCCAGAUCCGCAGGUUCCACGCCUAUCGUCUUGCGAGGAAUGUGAACGUGUCUGUCCGAUGGGUUCCCUCCGAAUUGAAUCCAGCCGACUAUGGGCUUAGAGUCUUUGAUAAGCAAGUGGCCAAGUGGCCUCUCGGCUCGCAGUUGCUUGAUACUUUACCUUCAACGGCGCCAGCUGGAGCGACCGUCGCAGGCGCCGGCCGUAGCGAGGCCCCCGCAGUUGCCGCGGCCUGCUCCGACGAGCGCAGGGCUGACCCCAGCGCCGCGCCGCCAGAAGACGCUGUCGGCGUCCCAGCGGUCGCGGAGCUGGAUGGCUCGCCUGAGCUCGGCUGCGCUGCCGCCGACGACUGGCAGCGCCAGAUCGCGGCCCACAGCGACGGCGACAGCAGCACCUCCGACGAGCAGCAGGUCGUGCAAGCCGGCGAGAGGCGCGAGAAGGAGUUGCUGAGGCGCGCUGCAAAGAGGAAGAGGACCUACGGAGCGGAGGCGCUGCAGGACAGUGCAGCGGCGGACGGCCGGACCAUUAUGGAGCGACGGUCCGUGUUUGCACCCGCGCGGAGGAGGUGCGGUCUGGAGCUGGGCGCCUCCCUGGAGCUCUGCGACGCGGAGCCGCGCCGCCCGUCGCGCUCGCCCGCGCAGGUGGGCGAGGCUCUCGUGGACUACGUGAACGCGUUGCUCUUCAGUGGCCACGAGUCGUCAAAAGGCGACCAUGUGAUGGCGGCCCCGAUGCACAGGUUCCCAGAGUACUCGAAGCAGGGCGAGUCCAAGACGCCGCGAGAUUGGCGUUGCCUCCGGGGCUGGCGCAAGCUGGCGCCUGCGCGGAGCCGCCGGGCUUGCGAGCCGCUGCGCGGCAAGACGGGUCUGGCAGACGUCGGAGUGAUGCUGGGCAGCGGCUGGUUUCAGUGCGCCGCGCCCGUCUUCCGCGAGAUCGCGCAAGGGGCUCCAGAAGAGAAGUUGUCGGACUUCAGUUGCCUUCAGUUCCUGAAGAUGUUUCGGAUGGCGCUGCAGGGCCUGGGUGUCGAGCAGCACGUUGUUCCUUUCCAGGCUCGGCACUCAGGCCUCCGGCCAGUUCGCUCAACUUCGCUUCCGUGGGGCAUCCCGGACGCCACAGAGCACGCUAAGAAUAGGAUCGCCGCUGGGAGCGCCACCUGCCGAGCAGCUCUGACCUCGAUGAGAUGUUUCGUGCGAGCUGGCGCCCCUUGA
Prorocentrum cordatum is the source of this 2808-nucleotide messenger RNA. The record is from the annotation of a GenBank genome assembly. Lineage: Eukaryota; Dinophyceae; Prorocentrales; Prorocentraceae.